Molecule: messenger RNA, 2763 nt
Organism: Penicillium chermesinum
Lineage: Eukaryota; Fungi; Ascomycota; Eurotiomycetes; Eurotiales; Aspergillaceae
Gene: dapB
Product: dipeptidyl aminopeptidase dapB
Exons: 2
Coding region: 1-2763 (920 amino acids)
Biological process (GO): proteolysis
Molecular function (GO): dipeptidyl-peptidase activity; serine-type endopeptidase activity
Source: RefSeq, a predicted model, not a curated record
AUGGGGACCGACAACGAAGGCGUCCCCGAGGCCCUCCCACUGAGGCAGCGGUCUCAAUCUACCGUGUCCGCAUCAUCCUCUGACUCGGGUCUCUCGGUAGCCUCUGCAGCUUUCAUGGAAGCCCACAAGAGCGGCUUGAGGGUACCGCCCGAGGCGGACAACCUCGAGGAACACCCGUACCGCGACAUCGAAGACGGCGCCGACCCCAGCGACGACGCACCUCUAUUCCCCAACGGAGCCCGCAAGAAAGCUUCCUCUUCCUCCUCUCGCACCCGCCGCGUGCUCUGGCUGCUCGGCUUUCUCUGCGUCGGCGGCUGGCUGCUCGCCUUCGUCCUCUUCCUUGUCCAGAAACGACCUGCCGCGGCCGCCCUCUCUUCGGCUUCAACGGUCGAAGUCCACGACCCGCAUUCGGCGACCGGCGGGACGAGCUAUGGCAAGUCUCUCACUCUAGACCAGGUUCUGGGCAGUGCGUGGCGGCCGCAGUCCCAUGCUAUCUCGUGGAUAGCCGGGCCAAAUGGCGAAGACGGCCUUCUCGUCGAGCAGGGCGAGAGCGACGAAGGAUUCCUGCGGGUCGAGGAUAUCCGGACGCGUAAGGACGGUGCAGAGAGCAUGCAGACGCAGGUUCUGAUGCAGAAGGGGUAUGUCUGGGUGGAUGACAAGUUCAUUCGGCCGCAGCAGACGUGGCCGAGUCCGAAUCUGGAGAAAGUACUGUUUAUUUCAGAGAGGCAGUCGAACUGGCGCUACUCAUAUUAUGGGAACUACUGGGUCUUUGACGUCAAGAACCAGACGGUCGAGCCUUUGGACCCGGAUAAUCUGAGCGGGCGCGUGCAGCUGGCGCUUUGGUCGCCGCAGUCUGAUGCGGUGGUGUUUGUGCGAGAGAACAAUGUUUACCUGCGGAAUCUUUCCUCAAAGGCGGUCAUUCCUGUUACGAAGGAUGGCGGCACUAAUCUGUUCUAUGGUGUGCCGGAUUGGGUGUAUGAGGAGGAGGUUAUCGCGGGGAAUAGUGCUACUUGGUGGUCGGGUGAUGGCAAGUAUCUGGCAUUCAUGCGGACUGAGGAGGCUGAUGUCCCUGAGUAUCCGGUGCAGUACUUCUUGUCGCGUCCGUCGGGCAAGGAGCCGCCGCCGGGACUGGAGAAUUAUCCCGAAGUUCGCCAGAUCAAGUAUCCCAAGGCUGGUGCUCCUAACCCUAUUGUCCAUCUGGAGUUUUACGACGUGGAGAAACAAGAAGUGUUCUCAAUCCACAUACCAGAUGAUUUUGCGGAUGACGACCGUAUCAUCAUUGAGGUCGUGUGGGCAUCUGAAGGAAAGGUGCUCCUCCGCGCAACUAAUCGGGAAAGCGAUGUUGUCAAGAUUUUCCUUUUGGACGCAAAGAACAGGACCGGAAAGCUGGUGCGGUCAAACGAUAUUGCCAGCCUUGAUGGCGGCUGGGUUGAGCCCUCGCAGUCCACGCGGUUCAUUCCUGCAAGCCCCGAGAAGGGCCGCCCGCACGAUGGUUACGUUGACACAGUCGUUUACGAGGGCUACGACCAUCUAGCGUAUUUCUCACCCCUCGACAGUGCUGAGCCAGUGAUGCUCACUAAGGGUGAAUGGGAAGUCGACUCCGCGCCAUCGGCCGUCGAUCUCGAGAAGAACCUGGUAUAUUUCGUCGCUGCGAAGGAGUCCCCCACUCAGCGCCACGUGUACCAAGUGAACCUUGAUGGUUCUGGCCUACGCCCGUUAACCGAUACUUCUCAGCCGGGAUAUUAUCGAGUCUCGUUUUCUUCUGGAACGGGUUAUGCGCUCCUGAGCUCCGAUGGCCCUGCCGUUCCCUGGCAAGCGAUUAUCAACACCCAGGGCGAUGGAAUCGAAACCGAGAUCGUCAUAGAGGAGAACCAAAAUCUCAAGCAGAUGGUCAAGGAGUACGCUCUUCCUGCCGAAAUUUACACCAAUGUCACCAUCGACGGUGUGGUGUUGCAAGCCCUCGAGCGCCGACCUCCACACUUCAACCCAGCGAAGAAAUACCCUGUGCUGUUCUACAUGUACCAAGGCCCAGGCUCACAGGAAGUCAACCGCAAAUUUACCGUUGACUUCCAAUCCUAUGUCGCUUCGAGCUUGGGCUAUAUCGUUGUCACCGUGGAUGGCCGCGGGACGGGCUUUAUUGGUCGUGAGCAGAGAUGUAAGGUUCGCGGCAACCUCGGCCACUAUGAAUCGCACGACCAAAUCGAGGCAGGCAAGAUAUGGGCUAGUAAGCCGUACGUGGAUGCUAGCCGGAUGGCUAUUUGGGGUUGGAGCUAUGGUGGAUUCAUGACAUUGAAAGUUCUGGAGCAGGAUGCCGGCCAGACUUUCCAGUAUGGAAUGGCGGUGGCGCCUGUGACCGACUGGAGAUAUUAUGACUCAAUUUACACCGAACGCUAUAUGCACACACCUAAGCACAACCCAACCGGCUACGAGAAUUCGACCAUCACGAACGUGGCCGCCCUAGGCGAGAACACCCGAUUUCUCAUCAUGCACGGUAUCUCCGAUGACAACGUUCAUCUGCAGAAUACUCUUGUCCUGCUGGAUCGGCUGGACCUGGCAAAUAUCAACAACUUUGAUAUGCAGGUGUUCCCUGACUCUGACCACAGCAUUUUCUUCCAUAAUGGUCAUACUAUCGUCUAUGAACGCCUCUCGAGCUGGCUCAUCAACGCGUUCAACGGCGAGUGGCAUCGUAUCGCUAAUCCCAAACCGGAGGAGUCUGCGUGGAAAAAGACGAAGCGCUCUUGGUCGUUUGGGCUGUUGAAUUGA